This is a messenger RNA of Ceratitis capitata (Mediterranean fruit fly), 6953 nucleotides long. RefSeq names its product sodium leak channel non-selective protein (gene na). Gene Ontology annotation, molecular function: monoatomic cation channel activity. Gene Ontology annotation, cellular component: membrane. The transcript has 18 exons. Gene Ontology annotation, biological process: transmembrane transport; monoatomic ion transport. NCBI's taxonomy places the organism in Eukaryota, Metazoa, Arthropoda, Insecta, Diptera, Tephritidae. Bases 227 to 6577 code for a protein of 2116 amino acids. The record is from RefSeq and is a predicted model, not a curated record.
ACUAAACUGACAUUUUGGCUGGUAGGACGAAGUAAAAAUUUUAUUACACGCAGAUUUUCAAAAAAAAAAAAAAUAUAUAUAUAUAUUUCUUCCAAUGAAGUUGUAAAUUUGAGCUUCUUCCCAUUUUGGCAUCCCAGUCGAAUAUUUCCCUCACCUGACGUCUUAAUUUUCUUCUUAUCCAACUUAAACUUCCACCGCGUAGAAUGCGCACAACCGGCACACUUGAAUGAUUGAUCGAUUGCAUACGCGUCGUUUAGGAGCUGCAAGUAACCGUAGCGAUUCUAGCUCCCAAUCGGCAGCUACUUCCGGCGUUGGCGGUGGUGUCGUGGCUGGGACGAGUGGCGGCGGCGGCGCAAUUACUACUCCGCCAGCCAGCACCAGCUCUUCCAGCGGACACAGUCUACAGCAGCAACAACAACAUUCACAUUCGCAACAACAAUUUCGAUCAUCACUACAUCACCAUCAUCAUUCCACCGGUCACAGCCAUUUUACCUUCAAUACAGGCGGUAGCUAUAGUCAAGGUCAUAGCUCGGGAAGCUUAUCACGUAUAUCACGCAAAGCUGGCGCAUCACUUUCAACAUCUGCACAAAGUGGGCAUGGCUUUGAUGGCACCAGCACUGUCAAUAGUCCAUCUGUUGUGAAUUCGGGCAGUGGCAGUGCGAGUAGUGGUCCGCAACUUUUGCCCACAAUGGGCCCAAUGUUGGGCACAUCAACAAGUGGCGGCAGUGGUGGUGGCGGAGGCGGAGGCGGUGGUACCGGUAUAGCCGGUGGUCAAUUGGGUGUGCAUAGUCAAAAUGUAUCUUCGAAUGCUGCAGGCGGCAGCAGCGGCGGCGGUCACGGCGCCAGUGGUAGUGGCAGCGGUGCGGGCAUUGGUGGCGGCGUCAUGGGCGGUAUUGGUGGCGUUGGCGGCGGUGCGAUAGGCGGUGGUGUUGGUAUGGGCAUCUGUGGCGGCAUUAGUAGUACGAUGGGCCCGAGCAGCGCAGCCAUAACUGGCGUCCCCCCUAUUGGGCUGGGCCUAGCAACGGGCAUUGGUAAUAAGAUGCUCGGCCGCAAGCAAAGCCUCAAGGGGGGCGAACCGUUUUUGGCCGAUUAUGGUCCCGAGGAGUCGCUUAACGAAAGUGCCGAUAUUGAAUGGGUGAAUAAGCUGUGGGUAAGGCGACUAAUGCGUUUAUGCGCCUUAGUAUCCUUGGCCUCAGUCUCAUUGAAUACGCCGAAAACUUUCGAGCGGCAUCCCCCAUUACAGUAUAUAACAUUCGCAUCGGACACCGCGGUCACGCUGCUAUUCACCGCCGAAAUGAUUGCCAAAAUGCAUAUACGCGGGGUUUUACAUGGCGAAGUGCCAUAUCUGAAGGAUCAUUGGUGCCAAUUCGAUGCGUCGAUGGUAUUUUUCCUCUGGAUAUCGAUUAUAUUGCAAAUAUUCGAAGUAACCGAGAUAGUGCCAAAAUUUUCUUACAUUUCAAUUUUACGCGCACCACGCCCCCUGAUUAUGAUACGCUUCCUGCGAGUCUUCCUGAAAUUUUCGAUGCCAAAAAGUCGUAUCAAUCAGAUAUUCAAACGUUCGAGCCAACAGAUUUACAAUGUCACAUUGUUCUUCCUAUUCUUCAUGUCACUUUAUGGCUUACUGGGUGUACAAUUCUUUGGAGAGUUGAAAAAUCAUUGUGUAAUGAAUAAUACGGAAUAUGAUUAUCUGGGAAGACCCAUUUUAACGAUUAAUUCACUGGCUAUACCCGAUACGUUCUGUUCCAUGGACCCUGACUCGGGAUAUCAGUGCUCACCCGGUAUGGUUUGCAUGAAAAUGGAUUUCCUAAGUAGUUAUGUAAUAGGCUUCAAUGGAUUUGAGGAUUUCGCAACGAGCAUAUUCACCGUCUACCAAGCCGCCUCACAAGAAGGUUGGGUCUUUAUUAUGUAUCGCGCUAUCGAUUCGCUGCCCGCUUGGCGUGCUGCAUUCUACUUUAGCACGAUGAUCUUUUUCCUCGCUUGGUUGGUGAAGAAUGUUUUCAUUGCUGUCAUCACGGAAACGUUUAAUGAGAUUCGUGUGCAGUUCCAGCAGAUGUGGGGCGCUCGUGGUCAUAUACAGAAGACUGCAGCUUCGCAAAUACUUAGCGGCAAUGAUUCCGGUUGGCGUUUAGUCACCAUUGAUGAUAAUAAACAUGGCGGCUUAGCGCCUGAGACCUGUCAUGCCAUUCUACGUUCACCAUAUUUUCGUAUGUUGGUGAUGACGGUGAUCUUGGCGAACGGUAUCGUUAUGGCAACAAUGACAUUCAAGCAUGAUGGUCGACCGCGAAAUGUGUUUUAUGAGAAAUACUAUUAUAUUGAAAUGGCGUUUACGUUCUUCUUGGACUUGGAGACAUUAUUCAAGAUAUAUUGUUUGGGUUGGCGUGGUUACUACAAGCAUUCCAUACAUAAAUUUGAGCUACUGCUGGCUGUGGGCACCACAAUACAUAUUGCGCCUUUGUUUUACUUGUCCGGCUUCACAUACUUUCAGGUUUUACGCGUGGUGCGCCUCAUCAAAGCUUCACCAAUGCUCGAGGGUUUCGUUUAUAAGAUUUUCGGCCCUGGCAAGAAACUCGGCUCAUUGAUCAUAUUCACCAUGUGCUUGCUGAUCAUUAGUUCCAGCAUUUCCAUGCAAUUAUUUUGCUUUCUCUGCGAUUUUACGAAAUUUGAAUCAUUUCCGGAAGCAUUUAUGUCUAUGUUCCAGAUUCUCACACAGGAAGCUUGGGUUGAGGUUAUGGACGAAACAAUGAUACGUACAAGUAAAACGCUUACACCGCUAGUGGCUGUCUAUUUUAUACUCUACCAUCUGUUCGUCACAUUGAUCGUGCUUAGCUUGUUCGUGGCGGUUAUUUUGGAUAAUUUGGAAUUGGAUGAGGAUAUAAAAAAAUUAAAACAAUUGAAAUUUCGUGAGCAGAGCGCCGAGAUUAAGGAAACAUUACCGUUUCGUUUGCGUAUUUUCGAAAAAUUUCCCGAUUCGCCGCAAAUGACCAUAUUGCAUAGGAUACCAAAUGAUUUUACUUUACCCAAAGUGCGCGAGUCCUUUAUGAAACAUUUCGUUAUCGAACUAGAAACAGAUGAUCCGUCAAUCGUGGAGAAUUUCAAGCGUCCGAUGUCGGAGUGUUGGGAGUCGAAUGUGGUGUUUCGUAAACAGAAACCCGUGCGUAUUAUGAAUAAAACGCCGAAAGUGCGUUCGGCCGGCAGUAGUUUACGUAAAUUGGCCAUCACGCAUAUUAUCAAUCGACUUUCCAGUGAUUCGAAUAAUCAGCGUUUAAUGCUUGGAGACUCCGCUAUGCUGCCUGUCGUAGGCGGCAAAGGGGGUUUAAAGUCUCAAGGCACCAUAACACAUUCGAAACCAUGGCGUGUAGAUCAAAAGAAAUUUGGUUCACGUUCAAUACGCCGAAGCGUACGUUCCGGUUCGAUUAAGUUGAAACAAACUUAUGAGCAUUUAAUGGAGAAUGGUGAUAUUGCGGCUGCGCCACGCGCAAACUCUGGGCGUGCACGUCCACAUGAUCUGGAUAUAAAGCUGUUGCAAGCGAAACGUCAGCAGGCAGAGAUGAGACGCAACCAACGUGAGGAAGAUCUGCGUGAAAAUCAUCCGUUUUUCGAUACGCCACUCUUUCUGGUGCCGCGUGAGAGUCGCUUUCGUAAGAUCUGUCAGAAGAUCGUGCAUGGCAGGUAUGAUGCGCGCUUGAAAGAUCCACUCACCGGCAAGGAGCGUAAAGUGCAGUAUAAGAGUAUGCACAAUUUUCUCGGUCUCGUCACUUACUUGGAUUGGCUAAUGAUUUUUGCCACCACCCUCUCCUGCAUAUCGAUGAUGUUUGAAACACCCAGCUAUCGUGUUAUGGAUCAUCCCACACUACAAAUUGCGGAAUAUAGUUUUGUGGUGUUUAUGAGUUUGGAAUUGGCGCUUAAAAUACUGGCCGAUGGUCUAUUCUUUACACCAAAAGCCUACAUUAAGGACGUAGCGGCUUUGCUGGACGUUUUUAUAUAUGUUGUCUCCACAUCAUUCCUCUGUUGGAUGCCCCAACAGAUACCGACCAGCUCUGGUGCACAACUGUUGAUGAUUUUGCGCUGUGUACGCCCCUUGCGUAUUUUCACAUUGGUGCCACACAUGCGCAAAGUCGUUUACGAAUUGUGUCGCGGUUUCAAGGAGAUCCUGCUCGUAUCCACAUUGCUUAUCUUGCUCAUGUUCAUAUUCGCCAGUUAUGGUGUACAAUUAUAUGGUGGCCGUUUGGCGCGUUGCAAUGAUCCGACCAUAUUGCGUCGUGAGGAUUGUGUCGGUGUGUUUAUGCGUCGAGUUUUUGUAACGAAAAUGAAAUUAACACCCGGUAAUAACGAAUCAUAUCCGUCGAUGUUGGUGCCGCGUGUUUGGGCUAAUCCACGCCGAUUCAAUUUCGACAAUAUCGGCGAUGCGAUGCUAACGUUGUUCGAGGUGCUCUCCUUUAAGGGUUGGUUAGAUGUACGCGAUGUAUUGAUCAAGGCUGUUGGGCCGAUUCAUGCGGUCUACAUACACAUUUACAUUUUCUUGGGUUGUAUGAUUGGUUUGACUUUGUUUGUGGGUGUGGUGAUCGCUAAUUACUCGGAGAAUAAGGGUACAGCUCUCUUGACAGUCGAUCAGCGUCGUUGGUGCGAUCUUAAAAAGCGAUUGAAGAUUGCUCAACCUCUGCAUUUACCGCCUCGACCGGAUGGCAGAAAGUUUCGUGCUUUCACUUACGAUAUUACACAGAAUAUUAUUUUCAAGCGCAUUAUAGCGGUUGUCGUCUUGAUCAACAGCAUGCUACUGUCUAUUACGUGGAUCAAAGGCGAAGUGCACACCGAACGGCUGGUGAUCGUGAGCGCUGUUUUGAAUUUCGUUUUUGUCAUUGAAGUGGUUAUGAAAAAUAUAGCCUUCACUCCACGUGGCUACUGGCAGUCGCGACGCAAUCGUUAUGACUUACUUGUCACCACGGGUGGUGUGGUCUGGAUAUUCCUACAAACCAUAUUAAGAAAUGAUCUCUCGUAUUUCUUUGGAUUUAUGGUCGUAAUUUUACGCUUCUUCACCAUUACCGGCAAGCAUACCACUUUGAAAAUGCUUAUGCUGACUGUAGGCGUGUCAGUUUGCAAAUCAUUCUUCAUUAUAUUUGGCAUGUUUUUGUUAGUUUUCUUUUACGCACUGGCCGGCACCAUACUCUUCGGUACUGUGAAGUAUGGCGAAGGUAUCGGAAGGCGAGCAAAUUUCGGUUCACCUGUUACAGGCGUAGCUAUGCUGUUUCGUAUUGUUACCGGCGAGGAUUGGAAUAAGAUUAUGCAUGACUGUAUGGUGCAACCGCCGUAUUGUACACCUGGGAAUAAUUACUGGGAAACUGAUUGUGGCAACUUCACUGCAAGCUUGGUCUACUUUUGCACUUUCUACGUCAUCAUUACAUACAUUGUUUUGAAUUUGCUAGUGGCUAUUAUCAUGGAGAAUUUCUCAUUAUUCUAUUCAAACGAGGAGGAUGCCUUGCUUUCCUACGCCGACAUACGUAAUUUCCAGAAUACUUGGAAUAUAGUAGAUAUACAUCAACGUGGCGUAAUACCUGUGCGACGAGUAAAGUUUAUACUACGUCUGCUGAAAGGUCGUCUAGAGUGUGAUCCACAGAAGGAUCGUUUGCUUUUCAAGUAUAUGUGUUAUGAGUUGGAUAAAUUGCAUAAUGGUGAAGAUGUGACAUUCCACGAUGUAAUCAACAUGUUAUCAUAUCGCUCGGUGGACAUACGUAAGGCACUGCAAUUGGAAGAGUUGCUGGCACGUGAAGAGUUUGAGUAUUUGGUGGAGGAAGAAGUGGCGAAAAUGACGAUACGCACUUGGUUGGAGGGUUGUCUGAAAAAGAUACGCGCACAAAAUGCAAAUAAACAACAAAACUCACUAAUAGACGGCUUGCGUGCCACAAAUGAACAGUUAAUGCCACAAGAAGAUAAAACACCCACCAGCGGUGGAGAUAAACCGCCAGGUAGCGCCACUGCACCCGGUCCACCGACUAGCGAUGCCUUCUCACCCACCUUUAGUUCAACAGAGAAUGAAGAGAAGGAUGCUAGUGGUAGUGCGGCUAUCUCUACCACCGCCACCGAUGUGCAUGGCGUGCAGCGUGUUAUAAGUGCUACGAAACGCGCAUAUGCACUUAAUCGCUCCGAUUCGACGGGCAGCUCAACGGGUCGUAAAUACUUAGCACCCACCACAUCCGAUCCACAGCAACGCAGUACACUAACCGAUAAAGAGCGUUUGCAUAUUACUAGUCAGCAAAAGAAAAAAAAUUCAAUGACUACAGUACCUGUCCUGCCGCCAGUCGUUGCUGCUAGCGGUGCUGCAAUUAAACGAGAUUUAAAUCGUACAACGGGUUUAUACACAUCCGGCAAUAGCGAUGGCAGUCAAUUUCAUUAUCCCCCAAAUGUGGUGAAUCAUUUUGGCGAACAGCAUGGACCAUUGGGUAGUCCAUCGGCGAUUAUGGGCCAUAUUAUAGCGGGUAGUAAAUUAUUGCCUUUCAAUAAUCAAGCAAAUGCAGUUUACGAGGUGCACGAUUGGUGGCAGGAACAGGUGAUUUGCACGCUUUAUAGUGAUGAUGAAGGUUAAAUAUGUUAGUAUAGAAAGAAGGUAGUUUUUGGUAUUAGAAAAUUAGUGUAGGAAAAUGUAGGGCAUAUGUAGUUUUGAUUAUGAAUGCGAGGUUAGUCAAUAUAUGUAGGUAUAAUACAUAAUUUAAUGUGAUUAUAGUAAAUGUUAAAUUUAUAUGUUAUUUAAUUUAUACAUGCAUAUGAAUAUGUACACUAUGCCAAAUUUAUAUUCAUACAUACUUACAACAAAAUAGCCAAGAAAAAUUUUACAGUUUAUGGUUAAAUAGUCAAUGAUACACAAAAUUAUUGUUAAAUAAUGUUAAGGAAAUAUUGUUAGAAUCCUUAAUUCUUUGAUGUUUUAAAUUUUGUAAUAAAAAUGCAUGCUUACAUUGCGUGAA